AUAGGCUCAACUAAUGGAUGUGAGAGAACUUCUUUUGCAUUUUUGCGACAAGAACUUCCGGUGAGGUUUGCAAACAUACUGAGAGAAAUUGAUCUUCUUCCUGAUAAAUUACUAGGCACUCCAUCAGUACAAUUAGUAAAAAGCUGGUACAUCCAAAGCCUAAUGGAGCUGGUGGAGUUCCAUCAGAAAAGCCCAGAUGACCAAAAAGUCUUAUCUGACUUUAUAGAUACAUUAAUUAGAGUCCGAAACAGACACCAUGAUGUGGUUCCUACAAUGGCACAAGGAGUAAUAGAAUACAAAGAUACUUUUAAAGUAGAUCCUGUCACCAAUCAAAACAUUCAGUACUUUUUGGAUCGCUUUUACAUGAGCCGUAUUUCCACCCGGAUGCUAAUGAACCAACACACCCUUCUUUUUGAUGAUAAAUCCGGCUCAGGGCACCCAAGGCACAUUGGAAGUAUUGAUCCUUGCUGUGAUGUUGUUGAAGUAGUGAAUGAUGCUUUUGAAAGUUCCAAGAUGUUGUGUGACCAGUAUUAUUUGACAUCUCCAGAACUGAAACUUACUCAAGUAAAUGGAAAACUUCCAGGAGAGCCAAUUAACAUCGUAUAUGUUCCAUCUCAUCUUUUUCACAUGCUUUUUGAGCUCUUUAAGAAUUCAAUGAGGGCAACCGUUGAAUUCCAAGAAAACAGUCCUUCCCUUUCUCCGGUUGAAGUGACAGUUGUUCUAGGGCAAGAAGACCUGGCAAUCAAGAUUUCAGACAGAGGUGGUGGUGUUCCAGUAAGGAAAAUUGAGCAGCUCUUCAGCUACAUGUAUUCCACAGCACCAAGGCCGAGGAUGGAUGAUGGUCGAAAUACCCCUCUUGCUGGCUUUGGGUACGGCUUGCCAAUUUCUCGUCUAUAUGCUAAAUACUUCCAAGGAGACCUAAAUCUCUACUCCAUAUGUGGUUAUGGAACAGAUGCUAUUAUCUACUUGAAGGCCCUAUCAACAGAAUCAGUAGAAAAACUCCCAGUUUUUAACAAAUCAGUUUCCAAGCAUUACCAGGCUACCUCAGAGGCAGAUGACUGGUGUGUCCCAAGUAAAGACCCAAAGAACAUGUCAAAGCAAAGUGCAGCGCUCUGA
Molecule: messenger RNA, 1116 nt
Organism: Phaethon lepturus (White-tailed tropicbird)
Lineage: Eukaryota; Metazoa; Chordata; Aves; Phaethontiformes; Phaethontidae
Gene: PDK4
Product: pyruvate dehydrogenase kinase, isozyme 4
Exons: 10
Biological process (GO): regulation of glucose metabolic process; protein phosphorylation
Cellular component (GO): mitochondrion
Molecular function (GO): pyruvate dehydrogenase (acetyl-transferring) kinase activity
Source: RefSeq, a predicted model, not a curated record